AUGGCCAAACCGAAGAGCAAGAGACCGCGGACGACGAGUAAGGCGUCCAAAGUGCAUUGUCUGUGUCGGAAGCCGGAUGACGGAUCGCCCAUGAUCAGAUGCGAAGAGUGCAGAGAAUGGUACGUGUACCAUUUCCGUUGUGUGAGUCUUCCCGAGAGGGAUGCGGAGGAUGUCCAAACGUACAUAUGCCCUUCGUGCCACGAGCGUACGGGCUUGCGGACAAUCAUGGACUGGGAAGGUGUGGACGGCUUGGAAGAGAGCAGCGACGGGACAAGACAGAAAGCAACACCGAUGGCCAGGCAAGACGGCCCGGAGAGUGGGCGAGAUAGCGAUAUGAACUCUCCAGAGUCGGAUGAUGGAAGUGGGGACGAGUAUGUUGCGGAGGAGUCGAAGUCGAGAGUGACGGUCAAGCGUCGGACACGCAGGGUAUCGAUCUCAUCCAACUCGGACACGGAUUCCGAUGGGUCGCCCACCAAACAGAAGGCACCGAAGCGACAGCGUCGUACAAGCACUGUGACUCACGAAGGUGGUGUGCGCAAAUCUGCAUCCCCUGGUGCGAGUUCCCUGGUCAAGCGUAAGCAAUCAAGUGCCACUGCACCUCCCGCGAAGCGUGCGAAGUCCGCCUCGGGCGACGAUCCUGCGCGGAAGUAUUGCUUGACCAAGCUCGAGGAGAUAUUCUGUCCUAUUUUCCUCCGUCACCCUUUUCUGGACGGGAAGAAGGCCACCUCGGGUAACCUAGAGCCCACCAAGCAGGAAGAUCUCACCGAUGAGGAGAAAGAGAAGCUGGAGAUGACUGCGAAACAUUUCGCUGCAGACCUCGAGCAGUGUAUCUUCAACUUGUAUUCCGAUACUGACAAACACGGGAGGCAUUUCGUGGGAAGCAAGUAUAAGGAGCGUUUCAGGAUGCUAACAUUUAAUCUAAGCAAACCUGAUCGUGUGCUACUUCAUAAGCGCAUAGCUUCAUCGAGCCUCACGCCAAAUGAACUGUCGACAAUGACCUCCACCGAGCUGGCUGACGAAGAGACAAAACAGUCCAUCAGGCAUGCUGAAGAGGAAGCGCUGGCUCAUUCUAUCCUCAAGAAACAGGCGCUUCCCCGUGCGAAGAUCACGCACAAAGGUAUUGAGAAUAUCGAGGAUGUCAACGGUGCUACGCGUGAUGUUGAGCGUGCGCGUGAGGACCAGGAGGAGGAAGAUAGGAUCGCGCGCGAAAGACAGGCUCGUUUGCGGCUCCAGGCUGAGCGUGCGCGAUCUGCGAGCACGCAGGGUCAGGGGUCUGUUCCGCCUGAGUCUCCCGUUGUCCCACAGACUCCUACUUGGGGUGCCCCGCCUCCUGUUCCUUUGCAUGCUUCGCACACAGAUGUCAAUGUGGGAGUACCUGGCAUGGGCAGGCCUCCUGCGAAUCCGCUGUUCGUACCGUCUGCGUCGGACUACCAGACUCCUGUAGAGGGCGAGCUGAACCUUGCCGACCUCAUCAAUAUUGACGAGGACGUUCCGAACGAUGUUCCCGCUACUGCACCCACACCGACGCCUUUCGGUGAGGAUACCCCGCCGCCGUUCCAAGCGCACUCCCCUGGCGCACAAAGUCUGUCACCUCCCGGUGCUGCAGGUCCGACACCAUCCACAGGGAUGUCUCCGUUCGCGGCGAAGCCUGAUUUAACGUCGCGCCCGUCGUUUGAUCUCAAUGCGUUAUGGGUUCCUAAAGGCGAUUCCCCUGGGCAGGAGCAAUCGACUGAGCUUCAGGAUGUGCCGAUGCAGGAUGGAGAGUCGGAGCCCACCGUUGAGCCCCACCCUCUGGGCGAGACGGCCGACGAUCAGGACUUCGACAUGUUCCUAGGCAAGGACGAAGAGGAACCACCUGCUCCACCACCAGUGGAUAACAGUCCGGAGGGACUGCGUGCUGCUUUCGAAGCCCUUCCGAAAGUAUGGACAGGCACGCUGAGCAUGCCACUGGAUUCAGCGAUGGCUCAAGACGUAUCACUCAAUGCUCGCCAGUCUGGUGGGCGGGCGCUGGAGGACGGCUCGCCUCUUUGGCAAACCUUGUUACCCUCCAAGGAGCUUCGCAUUGAUGGCAGAGUGCCCGUGGACAAAUCCGCGCAGUACCUCACGCAGAUGCGCUUGAACCCAUUGAAAGAGCUCAUAGCGGUGGCCUUCUCUCCUGAGCCUGGCCUUGGCAUCGAGGGCACGGGCUUCAAACUUCUGAUUGAUCACUUGACAGCGAAAGGGCGUCAUGGACUCGUAUUCCCUUGGGGAAACCGACCGAAAGACUGGGCACCAGGCCGUGAGCUGUACAUCAUUCCCCUUCUGGCUUCCGAUCCGAUCCCCGAAUACAUGGAGCUUCUCGACGACCUUCGUCUUCCCAAACAACGCACAUCCAACUAUCUUGUCGGAAUAUGGGUUCUGAACAAGGGCAAAUUAGCACCGCCCCCACCGACCUCUACUCCUGCGCCGCAUCCCUUGGGCCCGGGCGCACCUCCCAUCCAGUUACCUCAAUCGCUCCUGGAUCUUCUUCCCUCCUUCGUUCCCCAGCCUCCAUCUCAGCCUCAGUUUUUUGUACCACCCCCUACGCAGCCGCCUGCUACGAACUCUGCCCUGGCUGCAGAGGUGGCGCAGCUGACUCCCGAACAGAUACAGUUGAUGUUGCGCACGUUGACUUCGACUACGCUUGCACCACAACAGCCUACUAUAUCCGGACCAUCACAGCCUGCCAUCCCAAUUGUCCCGCAUAUACCCCCGGCGGCCAGUCUACUACCGCAACAGCUACCACCCGGCCAACAGCAGCCCAUACCCCUGCAGCCGUGGCUCAACCCGGCAGCCAUCUACCCACCGCCAUUUCAAUCUCCCCCGCACAACAUGUAUCCCGGUCAAGGCCCGCCUCCGUCACAUCCUUAUCCUGAGAUGCAUCAGGACUUCUACGAACGCGACCGACCGGGUCCACGUGGGCGGUUUGACGGUCCUGGUGACCGUGGGCAGAGAGGAAGAGGACGGAAUCGAGGAAGGGGACGCGACCGCGAUCGCGAGCAUGAGAGGCCGAGGGACUCUGGGUGGAAGAGCAGAGGGCGUGGAAGAGGUGGUGGUGGCGGUGCGUCUAGUCCGCCGCGAGGUCGCGGACGGAAUGACCACCCGGAUGGAGUUGAUGUGGUUGCGUCUGCUGUUGUCCUGUCUCGUUGA
Messenger RNA from Fomitopsis serialis, 3168 nucleotides. RefSeq lists its product as uncharacterized. The transcript is spliced from 8 exons. Bases 1 to 3168 code for a protein of 1055 amino acids. Gene Ontology annotation, biological process: DNA-templated transcription. Gene Ontology annotation, cellular component: nucleus. Lineage: Eukaryota; Fungi; Basidiomycota; Agaricomycetes; Polyporales; Fomitopsidaceae. The record is from RefSeq and is a predicted model, not a curated record.